GUCACAGUAGGGACCUGGACAGCGAGACACCGAUUUCUCAAUUCCUUCAUCAUCCACCACUUCCCACCACCCGAUCGAUAUCCUCCAGCCGGUUGCAAGUAAAAGCAUUCCCAAAACUCGAGUCGGACUGAGUGAGGCAAGCAAGCACGGUCGAAGAACUCAUCACCAAGGAAUUUGAUACGCACAUCAUGAGGAUUCACGUCCCUUUGCAGGCUCACCGACCGGUCUCACAUCCCAUCUUCGGCCCGACAAUCCAUCGACCAACUCACAUGAUACCCACGGUCUUCCAAACCAAGCAGCCGAUCCCAUCAAAACUUAUUCCAGUCGACCAGAUCAGAUUACCCCCCUCAUCAUCCACAUCCUCCUCCUCAUCAAUACCUCCGAAGAAACUCGCCAAGACGAAAAUUUGUACCAAGAUUAUUCGCGGCAUUCUGGAUUCUGCGCAACAUCAAUUAUCCACCUCUAGUAGAUCAGUCCAAUCUCAUCCGGCUGCAACUUCUCAGAUCUGGCCCAAAAACUUGCGCGUCGAGGAUGAUUGGAAAGGUCGCGGUAAAUGGGGCGAAAGUAGGCCGGAUCAUCUCGAAUGGUUGGGUGUCCAAAAGAAGCACAAGGAACUGAUGCUCAGUCUUCGUGCGGAACGAUAAUCAUUUUCAAAAUUUACCAAGCCUCACGAUUCGAGUCGCAUUUCCUUAUUACCACGCAAUCCGCUUGUUGCCCGCAUUUUUUUUCUUUCCAUUUUCUUAUCGGUCUGAUUUUUGUUAGCGUCAGAUUUGUUUUUCCCCCCUAAAAAACGAGGCACAGACGGUGUUUGAGUUAGUUUAUGUUCUUUUCCCGCGUGCUCAUUCUCCCUCAUUUCGAACAUAAGCAUGCGACAAAACCUACACAUAACACUUAACCACUAAAGCCUGGAGAAUCUGUUGUCACAAAAAGUCAUUUAAACAUGUCAGGCUACUGCAGAAAUUGGCACCAGCAUUGGUCAGGAGUACAUUGGGGUCUCUGAAGCAUGUCUCGGUUAAAUAGGUGGAUAAAGAGGAAGGUUGUAUCCUGAG
Messenger RNA from Puccinia graminis f. sp. tritici CRL 75-36-700-3, 1049 nucleotides. RefSeq lists its product as uncharacterized. The record is from RefSeq and is a predicted model, not a curated record. Bases 189 to 644 code for a protein of 151 amino acids. NCBI's taxonomy places the organism in Eukaryota, Fungi, Basidiomycota, Pucciniomycetes, Pucciniales, Pucciniaceae. The transcript has 2 exons.